Molecule: messenger RNA, 5630 nt
Organism: Caenorhabditis auriculariae
Lineage: Eukaryota; Metazoa; Nematoda; Chromadorea; Rhabditida; Rhabditidae
Source: the annotation of a GenBank genome assembly
AUGCAGCUGGCCGAGCUGCUCCCGCUGCUGUUCCUGCUCCAUGGCCCGGUCAUUGCUGAUAUUUGCACCCAUUGUCAAUGUGACUUCAGCUCUCAAGUGGUCACUUGCAUCAAACCGUCUUUACUUGUCCGCACGGUCUCCCUAUUCCCAAGCAUCCGACAGCUCCAUCUAACUGGCCUGAAACUUCCUCAGCCGCCUCAUUUCCUGUUCCAUUCCGGUCUGAGUGUUCUGAGAAUGAACAGGUGUGGAGUCCAGGAACUCUCGGCCCACACCUUGCUUCCUCUACCUGGCCUGGAAGUUGUGGAUUUGUCCGCAAAUCAACUGGAAACUCUCCCGCCCACUCUUCUCAGAGGCUUGAAGAAGCUCAGAGUUCUGAUCCUUGCCAAUAAUCGAAUCUCAAACCUGGCUGACAUCGCCUGGAUCCUAGCGGAAGGCGUUGUUUUAGAACAGCUCGAUCUUUCCGGCAAUCGGAUCCAUUCAUCGAACGCCCUGACGAUUCUACCACCAACUCGGCAAUUGUUGAUGUCCGAUGUUGGAAUGAGUAAUAUCGAUGAGAAUGCGAUGAUUUUCGCCGAAAGCGACGCCUGUCCCAGCAGCCGCUCUUGUCGACAACUCCCCUUGAGGAAUCUGAACGUCUCAAUUCUGACCACCCUCGAUUUGGCCGCCAAUCACAACUUGGACAUUGGAAUUGGUCUUUUGGACUUGCUCCGGAACGUCUCGUUUUUCGACCUUUCCUUCGCCAAACUGCCUGACGGGUUCGACAAAUGGCUGGAGGAGCGGAGUCGUGUCCGAAGUCUCAACGUCUCUCAUGCUCAGGUUUUUAUUAUUAUGAUUUUCUCAAAAUUGACUGAGGCUUAAAGCCCCCUGGUGGAAGCCCGGACAGUAUUUCCAAGAUUUUUUUAGUUUUUUUGAUAGAGUCAUAAUAAAUCAAAUAUUCUUUUUGGGAAGGGGAGGGUGGGGGGUGGUAUAACUUGAAUUUAAGGAAAUAAAAAGUGAAAAAUUGUUUUUUUAUCGUUGGAGAGAAAAAAACCAUGAAAAAAACGAGAACAAAUAAAAAAAUUAUCAUUAGAGCGCAGAAUAUCACUUUCUCAAGGCUAUUUUUUCACAAUCUUUGGCCUCAUACCCCAAAAAAAUCAACUAGAUUAUCAUUGGAGCGCAGAAUAUCACUUUUUUUCAAAUUUUUUUGGAACAUCACUUACUUCCAGAAAAAUCAUAAAAAAAUAUGACUCAAAGAAUGAAUUUUUUUGAAAGUGAUGGCUGAAAUGGAAGGGGAAGAAAAAUUUUGAUAGAGAAAUAAUCAGAAAAAAAGUGUUUCAUGGAAUUUUUUUGCUUGUGAGUCAUUUUUUUAGAUUUUGUUUCCCUUUUUUUCCUUUAUUCAUUUCUCUUAAUUUUUUUAUUCUACUUUAUGUUUCUACCCAUUAGGGAUUUUGAAGCCCAGCUUCAAGUUAGAGCAUCAUCUAAAAAAUAAUUCCUAAUUUUGAAAUCAUCUUCUGACAGAAAAACAGAUAAAAUUCUAUUUUUUGCUUUGAAAAAAAUCAAGAAAGCCACUCAAGGUUUAACCCCGACUCUGUAUACUCAUUUUUCAUCUUCUUUCAGUUAUUUUUUCCCCUCUCUUUUUUUUCGUUCGUUUACUGCUGGGUGGAUUUGCGCCUGAUGGAUCAGUCAGGCAGAAAACGGCGAGGUCGCCUUAUUUUUCAUUCCUGUGCAGUCGGGGAGAUGAUUUUUGGAAGUGUAUAGUCGCGUUUUUUGAAAGUCUUAACUGGAAAAUUGAGUAAAAGGCGAUUUUUCGCUCAAAAAAUGAUUCAGAGUGGUUCAAAUUCGCCCUAAAUUAGCUUCUAUUUGUCUUUUUUUGUGAAGAAAAAGAAAAAAUGGAAUUUGACCGGUCAGUAGAAAUAAAUUUGAAGAGAAAGGAAAACUUACGUGAAAAAAAUACGGAAAAAAAUGAAAAAUUUCCAGAGGGGGUUUUUUUUUAAAUAGAAGUAUCUUCACAUGGAAAAAUACUCUUCAAUUUCAGUCAUCGAAUCGAAAAAAAAAUCCUCGCAUUUUAAGGUCUAUUUAGAAUGGCUCUAAGCGUUGCGGUUCGAAAUUUGAAAUUUCUGUGGAAAAAAUUUCCAGGUGCUUUUUAGUUGUUUUUUUCAAUAGAAGUGUCUUCACAUAAAAACUACUUUUCAAUCUUAGGCAUCGCAUCAAAUUUUUCCAAAAAUCCUCGCAUUUUUUUAAUGUCCAUUUAAAAUGGCUCGAAGCGUCGCGGCCGCGUUGCGGUUCGAAAUUUGAAAUUUUUGUGCAAAAAUUUUCCAGGUUUUUUUUUUUUAAUAGAAGUAUCUUUUAACAGGGCUCCAAAUUUUGGAGAAUCUUUUUAAAUCGUAGGUUGAGCCAUUCUACGUGCGGCCAGCGAGUUUUGUUUGAAGGAAAUCAAAGAAAAAGAUUUUUUUUUUAAUCAAGUGUGAAGUGAAAAGAAAUUUCAGUCCCUAUUCAGUCAGAUGUUUUCAGGUGAAGCUGGAGGACCACGAAUGGCGUACCUGUGGCCAGAUGCUCCAUUCGCUGGACAUCUCGGGCAUCGGAGCGCGACGACUUCGCUUGCCCCGGUUCUGUCCCCUGCGGACACUUUUCGCUCGCGACAACCUCCUCGCGAUCAGCGACAUCGCGGCCGUGUCCCUCGAAUCGCUGCACCUCGACCGGAACAUGUUCGACGACCUGCCGACGCCGUCGACCGGAGUCGAACUGUCGAAUUUGCACACGUUGAGCGUCUCCAACAACCUGCUGACGUCAUUGAGGCCGCACGCCCUUCAAGGAUACCCCAACUUGCAGCACUUGGACUUGUCUCACAAUCAGAUCGGAGAGGUUGGUCUUGGAGAUGUUCUUGAGGUUGUUUUGACUUGAAGUUCGUGCUCAUUUUCUGAAAAAUUGCACCAAGGACUUAGGAACACCACUUAGGAGCAACCCUAGGAGCCUUUAAAGGUAUAGGGGUCUAGUUAGUGGCCCCUGUAGGGGACCUUGCUAUGAACUCAAUGUGGAAAGCUUGCCCAUGCGAAAAACUCGAUAAAUCAAAGAACGAAAAUUUAAAAGACCCUAUAGGAACCACUUGAGUUUCAGGGGCUUUUAGGGGUCCGACCCGCAACCCCUAUAUAGAAUCAUUACCGAGAACACGGUUUUGUGCCCUGUAGGGACCACUCUGGCGUUUGUUCUUCGUUUUUUUUUUUUCCCGGGCCACUUAAGUUAUUACUUCGAAGUGUCUAAGAAGUUAAAAGUCAUUUGAAUCAAAAUAAUAUUUUUUGAAAUCGUAAGGUUUGUAAUAAACUGUGAAACUGUCAAAAAUUAGAAGAUUGGACAGGUUUUUGGCUUCUUUUUGGGGUCAUUUUGAAGUUUUUCACGAUCUUUACUUCACUGGAAGGAUUUUUGGAAAAAGCUGAAGCUUUUGCGCUCCAUUGAUGCUUGAUUUUGGAACGACUAGAUGAAUUAAUUUUCCAAAAAUGCCAUCAAGAAGCCCGUUAAAACAUAUCCUGGAAAAUGAAGAUCUUUAGGAAGUUUUUGAAAAUGGUUUAUUAAGAAUCAUCAUGAGACUUUGGACGGUGUUGUAAGCCGUUUUAAAAAAACUUUUCCGUAAAAUUUUCAUUAAAAGCUAAAUUUUUUGGAAGUAGGCCUCGUUUUGAAAAAUUCAGCCAUUCAUUCAGUGCACUUGAGCUGUAUAUUGUUGUUUUCGUGGCUGUUUUGUAAUAUUCCGAGAAAGAUUUUGCAUAUCUUAUAAUCUGAGAAGUUCUCAGAAACUCUGAGAAGUUUUGAGGAUUUUCGAGAGAUUUACACGAUUUUCGUGGAUUCAUAAAGCUGAUGUUGUGCUAGGAAAUAUUUUCGAUCAUUUUUUCAAAUCUUCUGGGAAAGUUCUGAGCUUUCCGGAUUUUUGAUAGCUUUUUCAAUCUUGCUAAAACAUGGGGUCCACCAAAUCCUUGUUUUUGGAGAUUUUCGUGUCAGGGAAAUUUUUCAAAAAUUAUUUUGAGAAUGAAUUUUUCAGUUUAGGGACAAGCCGAGUGGUUUUUUCAGAGAUCCUUUUUUGUCGUGCCGUGUUGUCCAACUGAACAUCACUCAAGUGAUAACUUAAGAUCGACGCCGCCGCCUUCCCGUCGAUCGGAAUGGAGCUGAUCUCCUUGGACCUGAGCUCGAACCAACUUUCGGUCCUUCCUCAUCCAGUCCUACCUUCCCUGCUUCUCCUGGACCUUUCCUCGAACAAUCUGGUCUUCCUGGACCCGGUCUUCUUCACCGGCCUUCCGAUGCUCCAGCAGCUCCGCCUCGCUUCAAACCCUACCCUCUUCUCCAGGUGUGAGGCUACCUGUUGGUCUGACCACCUGGACGAACUCACGAGUCUUGUGGACCUGGACCUGUCCAACUGCGGACUUUCGAACUCCUUGCACCUGACCCACCUGAGCGCCUUGAGAUCUUUGCUCCUCAGAGGCAACCAGAUUCGAACGAUGGACGCCGACUCGCUUCCGAAGACUCUAAGGACCUUGGACCUCGGCGAGAACCGAAUCCAGUUCACCUCCAACUUCACGAAGCUUGGAUCUCUGAGGGACCUUCGAGUGGACUUGAAUCCUCUGAGGUGCGACUGCUCCUUGACCGACGUCGUCCCACAUCUUCUGAACCAGUCCCAGAUCACCGACCCGACUUUUUACUUUUGUUUUGCCGGUUCUUGGCAAUAUCCCCUGUUACCGUACCUCACUACCGUACAGCCUUGUGUAGAUUCUACACGAUCCUUCUUCCCAAUUCUCAUCGCCACUUUUACUUUCUCAAUCACGGUGGUGUGUAUUCUGAUCAUGUUGUUUUUGCUCUUCAAAAAGUAUUCCGAUAGUAUGAGACAUGUGUAUAAGCGAUUGGCCACGGAUUUACCUGUCAGGUUGUGAUUUUUGGGAAAAUUUUUUGGACUCAGAAGAAAGCCCUUGCAAUUGUCCAUGGAGCGAACUUUCGAAGCUUUUUGGAUCUCAUUUUUCGGAAUUUUUAUUCAGUUUUGAAAUGAGUUUGAUACUUAAUUCCAAGCCACGGAUUAACCUGUCAGGUUGUGAUUUUUGGGAAAUUUUUUUGGACUCUGAAGAAAGCCCCUGAAAUUGUCCAUGGAGCGAACUUUCGAAGUUUUUUCAGCCCUAUUUUCUUUAAAAAAUAGUUUUUCGGCCCUAUUUUUCUUAAAUUUUUGAAGGGAUUUUUCAUACUUAAUUCCAAGCCACGGAUGCACCUGUCAGGUAAUUUGACCAAUUUUCAAACUGGGAAAAAAAUGGCCGCGAAAAAUUUGAAAACUUCACCAUGGAGCUAAUUUGAAAAAAUUAUUAUUUUUUUUCAUUGGGUAGGAUUUCUCGAAUGGAUCGCGUCUAUUUUUUUGCAUUUUCUCAAUUUCUAUGAAACUCUACGGGUAGUCUGUAUAAAGUUUUUUGUUCUUCUAGAUUUUUUUCCACUCAUCAAAAAAUUCGCAUUCCUACGCAACGAUCGCUGUUGUUGCUGUGCAGCUUACAUAUAAGAUGGCACGGGCAAAAAAAAAAAAGAAAGCAGAGAAAAAUAUAAGGCUUUCCAUAACGUCGUCCGAAUAUAUGGAAUGGCAUCGCAGAAUGAUGGCUCGUGUGCAAAUGGCCUAUGAAAAGGCGGCUUCCAAGUGA